Alternaria burnsii is the source of this 1683-nucleotide messenger RNA. RefSeq names its product mfs transporter-like protein. Gene Ontology annotation, biological process: transmembrane transport. NCBI's taxonomy places the organism in Eukaryota, Fungi, Ascomycota, Dothideomycetes, Pleosporales, Pleosporaceae. Bases 1 to 1683 code for a protein of 560 amino acids. Gene Ontology annotation, molecular function: transmembrane transporter activity. The transcript has 3 exons. The record is from RefSeq and is a predicted model, not a curated record.
AUGGGUUUCCUCGGUAUCGUCGAGGAUAAGCAUCUUGCGCAUGUGCCUGCAACCGUCAUCCUCAGCGAGGAACAGAAUCCUCUCAAUGUCUCAGAAGUGGCUUCGGCGAGCCUGAAGCGUGGCACUGGCAAAGACGCAGACGUUAUUCUGAUACCUCAACCUUCCGAAGACCCCAAUGAUCCAUUGAAUUGGUCAUACACCAAGAAGAUGGUCAUUAUGAUCAUCGUAUCCUACGGCUCUAUACUCUACGCUGCCGUGCUAUCUCCCCUUCUUUCGCCUGCACUGGUACUUAUCGCAGCAGACUAUGGAAGGAGUGUCGGAGACAUCACAGUCAUCUCCGGAUAUAUGUUACUGGUGACUGGAGGCGUCGGACCUAUCGUCAGUGCAUUGUCUAGGAAGUAUGGAAAACGUCCCCAACUUAUAAUUGCGUCGCUCUUUGGUCUGCUUGGGACUGUAGUCGGCAGUGCUGCAAACAGCUACGAGGGUCUCUUAGCUGGGCGUAUCAUUCAAGGAGGUUCCGUCUCUGCUUUCGAGUCCCUCGUAGUCGCCAUGAUUGGUGAUCUCUUCUUCGUCCACCAGCGUGGCGGAUUCAUGACACUCAUCCAAUUCAUCUUGGGCGCCGCGUCGAACUUCUCUGCUAUCAUUGUCGGACCUAUUGCAACAAAUCUCGGAUGGCGUUAUCUGUUCCACAUCCUCAUCCCUUUCGUGGCUCUCGAAGUCAUCCUUCUCUUCUUUUUCGUUCCAGAAACCAACUACAUUCGUGAUCAUCGGUACGAUAUCGAUGAGCUAUCCAACGACAACCUCGCAGACCUUGCAGCGACCGAGAAGCGACAUGCCGGUAACAGCGAGAAAGCCGGAAGCGACGACAUGAUGAAGAUCGAGACGGCGACCAGCUCACCACCUGCCCUGCGCCCAAAAAAGACCUACGUACAGGAACUCGCGAUCUUUACAGGGACGUACUCAGAUGAUAACUUGCUGCAGCUUGUCAUUGCGCCUUUUGCAGUUUGCGCAAACAUGGCUGUACUCUGGAUGGUCAUAGUGACAGGAGGGCUCACUGCUUUCUUUGUUGCACAAUCAUACGUCAUGGCUCAGAUCUUCAUGGCUCCUCCAUAUCUGCUCAGCGCAGCUGGUGUUGGCUACCUCUCUUUGGGACCUUUUCUGGGUGGCCUUCUCGGAUCGAUCCUCCUUGGCGCGACACUCGAUCCUCUCAUCAAAUGGUGCGCGAAGAAGAACAAUGGAAUCUACGAGCCAGAGUAUCGUCUACUUGCUAUGAUUCCGUCCGUGACGAUUGUCAUAGGUCUAUGCUUGUUCGGUCAUCUCGCCGAGGAGGGCAAAUCAUAUUAUCUUACAGCCUUCUUCCAUGGCAUGGACCUCUUCGGAAUCGUCAUAGCCGCAAUCUCUGCUUCAUCUUAUGUCCUGGAUUCCUUCCGCGAUAUCAGCUCUGAGGUCUUCAUCAUCAACAUGGUUUUCAAGAACUUCCUGUUCUACGGCUUCUCAUAUUUUGUGAAUGACUGGGCGGCUAGCGAAGGACCUGCUGUUGUAUUCUAUACCUUUGCCGGUAUCGCUGGCGCAAUGAUCAUCACGGCUCCCGUGUUCUUUUUCUGGGGCAAGGUAUACAGAAGCUAUUGGCACAGGCAUAAUCUGUUGCAGAAGUGGGGUAUUGCGACGCAUGCGGAGAUGUAG